UGAAUGUAGCUUUACAGAAAGUCUCUUUUUUUAAGAGCGAGACUAGAAUUGUAGAUUAAAAUAAUUGAAGACUAAAAUAAUUGAGGACUAAAACAAUUGAAGAUUAAAAUAAUUGAAGACUUAAAUAAUUGUAGACUGAAACAAUUGUAGACUGAAACAAUUGCAGACUAAACUAAUUGUAGACUAAACUAAUAGUAGAAUAAAACAAUUGUAGACUAAAAUAAUUGUAGACCAAAAUAAUUGUAGACUGAAACAAUUGUAGACUAAAAUAAUUGAAGAUUAAAACUAUUGGUGACUAAACUAAUUGUAGACUAAAAUAAUUGAAGACUAAAAUAAUUGUAGACUAAAACAAUUGUAGACUUAAAGACGAAAAUAAUUGAAGACUAAAAUAAUUGUAGACUUAAACAAUUGUAAUAGAAUUGACCGGCGGUAGGAGGACGCCUUCCCUACCUAACAUGGCUGCCACGGCAUCCACCCUCCUCCUCUUCGUCUCGCCGUGAGCGCCCUCCCGUGGCGAACGGAAGAGGGUUCAAAUAGAGCGGCCAUGGACACCUCCUCUCGCUCGUCUUCUCCUUCUCCUCCUCCUCCUCGUUCGUCUCCACCGCCGACGGCUCUUCCCGCUCUCUUCCCAGCUUUCUCCGGCGCCCAAGACGCCGACACUGACGCCUCGAGGGGCCUGGGUUGGCUCAGCAACCAGAGCUUCCGGACUGUCGAUGCCUUGGCUCUGAACAGCCACGUCUGUCCAAGGCGGUGCUCGGAUAGCAGCUACAGCUCCUCCGAGGAUUCUCAAGACAACGAUCACCAAAGAAGCCCGCUCCGGAGAAGUCCAGUCCGGAGAGGCCCACAUCGGAGCAGUGGUGAUGAUGAUGAUGGUGAUGAAGAGAGGAGGAAGGCAGCUGCAGAAAAGAGGAAAAAGGAGCAGAAGAAGAAAAAGAGCAGCAAGAAGAAAAAGAAGAGGCAUCACCGGCGGCGAGAUGACAGCCACUCGUCAAGUGAUAACGAUAAAAAAAAGAUGGGGAGAGACAUUGUCAGCCGUGACAAAGUGCAAAGCGUGAAGUCAGAAGCCGAGGCCCCAGUACAGCAGCACGGCAUUUGGCUCGAGGAUCUCACCGACCCCGCUGCCAGCCCCUUCUACCAGGACUCCAAGCCCGACAUCGCCAACUUGCAGUACAUGUCCCUGUACCGGGCGCACGUGGCCAGGUACCGGAGGAAAGGUCAAUCUUGCCUUGGGCUGCUCACUGGACGGCAGGCGGUGGAGUGGCAGACGCCCGGAUCCGGCAAGAAGCACCAUCGGAAGCGGCAAGGAGGCGGCGUUCGUGACGGUCGCUACUUCAGCCCCAAUGCUGUCGCCGCCACCGCCGCUGCUAUGGAAGAAGAGGAGGGACGGACGGUGGCACCACGAGACCCCGCGCCCCCGCCUACACCUGGGGAGUUCCUCCCGCUGAAGUCCGCUCCCGUUGGCGGCGCGACUGAGCGGGCGGCGAGGGAGAUGGUGAACCCGCUGGGCGUGUACGAUGACUCCACCACGCUGUGGCUGCAGGGGAAGGGGACGGAGGGCGACGGCACGAGAGAGCAGGACUCAAGUGGCAUCACGGCCCUGAGCGCGAGGGAGCGACGACUGCGCGACCGCGUGGAGCAGCUGAACCGCGCCGUGCGGGAGGACCCCGGCGACGUUGCCUCGUGGCUCGCCCUGGCUCGGCUGCAGGAUGAGCUGGCGCGCGACGCUUCCUCGCUGCUGCUCAUGAUUGACGGCGGCGGCGGUAGCACCGGCGGCGGGGGCACGGAGAAGAGUAGGAAGGUGGCCGAGCGAGCGGUGCUGGAGAAGAAGCUGUCGGUGCUGGAGCGCGGCGUGGAGUCAAACCCGAGCUCCAUGGCUCUGCGGCUGGCUCGCCUUGAGCUGGGUCGCGACCUCUGGGAGUCCGGGCGCCUCGCCGGCGAGUGGAAGAAGCUCUCCUUCCUGCACCCCAACGACCCCGAGCUGUGGCGGCAGUAUCUGCUCUUCGCUCAGAGCCAGUACGCGACGUUCGGCGUGUCACGCGUCAACGCGACCUACGGGAAGAGCCUCACAACGCUGGCCGGCGUGGUGGACGGGACUCUCGUGUCUCACCCUCUGCUGCCCAACACGGAGUCGGCCAUGCUGGACAUCUUCUUGCAGCAGUGCCACUUUUUGCGGCAGGCCGGCCACACGGAGAAAGCCAUUUCGCUCUUCCAAGCCAUGAUGGACUUCAACUUCUACCGGCCAGACACUCUCGCCGAGGUCACCACCAGGGGCCUGGUGGAGUUCUUCGAGACAUUCUGGGACAGCGGGGAACCGAGGUUCGGCGAGCCCGGAGCGCGUGGGUGGAGUGCCUGGAUGAGGCAGAAGGAGAGGGGCGGCUGGGUCACCCUUGACCCUCCAGACGAGGGUGAUGAGGUGGGAGACGAUGACGGGGAGACCCCUGAGGAGGAGCUGGCGGCAUCCUCCGUGCCUCGCUGGCGCGCGUGGUUAUCCGUGGAACGCUCGCGCGAGCGCCGCCAGUGGCUGCCGUGGCGACCGGAUAAGGGCAAAGGUCAGACGGAGACCGACUGCGAGGACCCGGACAGACAGGUAUUAUACGACGACGUCGGCCCGUCUCUCUUCACGCUGCGCACCGCCGACCUGCGGCGCCAGCUCGUCGACCACUUCCUCACCUUCCUGGGCGUCCCGCCGGCGCCAGGACCCACGGACGGGGGUCACCGCCUGCCCCCGCCCUCCGCCUUGGACGACCCGGGGCUGCUGUUCGCCGAGGAGCGGGCGCUGUCGUUGGUGCGCGGCGCGGCGGCGGCGCGGCCCGGCGCCACCGCCCUGGGACCGUCGCCCGACGUGGAGGAGGAGCAGGAGAACGAGUGGGGAGGAGCGACGGCGGCGGCGGCGGUCGCCGGGACCCGGCGGUGGCGGUGGAGCGGCGGCGCCGCCGGAGAGGAGUUCGUGAGGAGCGUGCUGGAGCAAGCGCUCCAGCUGUUCUCCGGCGCGGAGCGGGCGGCCCUGGGUCUGCGCUGGCUGCGGCACCAGAGGGCAAAGGUGGAGGCCGUGCUGGGCUCGGGCGACCGCCGGCGCGCCAAGGCUCUCGGCAAGCGUAGCCGGCGCCUUGCAAAGACCCUCCUCAAGGAACCGGCAAACCGCAACCGCCUGGAACUCUGGGAGGAGUUUGCGCUGCUCGAGUGGCGGCUCGGUGAGCAUGCGGCGGCCCGCAAGGUCCUGGACACGGCCAUCGCCAUGGCCACGGCCUCCGGCGCCGCCGCGAAGACGGCCUCCCCGCCGCCGCUUAGCGACGGGCCCCUGUGCUCGCUGUGCCUCCGCUACGCGCAGCUGGAGCUCGAGGUGAAGGAGGGCGGCGCGGGCGCGGCUGGCGAGGGCGGCCAGCGAGCGACGCACGUGCUGGUCGCGCUGGCGGCGUCGGACGGCGCCGGCUACACCCCGUUUGACGGACGCCCCGCACCGCCGAGCUCCGUGCUGCGUGCGCGCAAGAGCUUCGAUCGUGAGCUCGAUGCGCUGCUGGCGACCGAAUCGAGCGCCGUCGCCGACUCCGGUUCCAGUGGACGGGCCCGUCUGGCGACGGUGGCGUGCUGUGCGGCGACGCUGCAGUACGUCACGGCCAGCGUGUGGGCCGCCGAUGCCGUGUUUGUGCGUGCGAGCGCUGCGCUGCUGGCACAAGGUCGCGACCCCGGAAAGAAAGAUCCAGAAGAGCAGGCGGCGGUGGCGGUGGCGGCAACGGGAAGAGGCCAGGAGGCGCCGGCUUGCGGUGGUGUCCCUGCCGGCAGCGUGGAGCUGGAAUCGCUGCUGCUGGAGCGAGCGAGGCUGCUGCGUUUCCACGCGACGUUGGUGCCAUUCCCACGGCGACCGCUGCGCGAGGCGCUGAGCAGCGCCUUGGCGCUCGUCCCCGACAGCGCCGAGCUGCUGCGGAUGUACACGCAGAACGAGACGGCGAGCGGAGGCCUCCACAUGGGGGAGCUGCGUCGAGCGUUGGAUCGGCUCACGAGGACCGGGGGCAGCCCCCUGCCCUGGCUCUUCGCCGUGUACGCCGAGCUCCGGCGCAAGAGGGCGGUCGACUCCAUCUCCGGCUCGGGCAGAGACGCGGUCUCCGUGGCGAUACCGGAGUCCGGGCUGAGCAACCGCUUGCGCUCGCUGCUGGAGCGUGCGCUGAGCGUGCCCUCCGUGGCGCGCUGCCCCCUCGCGUGGCGCCUCUACUUGCACUUCCUGAGGGUUCAGGGCACGACCUCGCGCAGUGAGGGGAUCCUCUACCGUGCCGUGCAGGCCUGCCCCUGGGCCAAGGUGCUGUACAUGGACGCUGUGCGGAGUUUCCCCGAGCGUGUGCAGGAGCUGACGGACAUGAUGACGGAGAAGGAGCUUCGUCUGCGCGCUCCACCCGAGGAGGUGGACAUCCUCAUGGAGGACUAACCGGGAGGUCGCUACUCUUGCCGCGCUCUCACCCUGCCUGCUUCGUUGUCCUUCCUACGCACUUCCGAUUAGUGCGGUUGGCUACGUACGGUGCGAAAGAAGUUCAACAUGUGUAAUUUGCUGCCCCCGCUGGCACGGGCCAACCAAACACCCGGAGAAAUGGAAGGCCCUGGUGGCCGCACACCGCGGGUGGUAGUAGAUCAGAGAUGGUACUCUGGGGGCCACCGAAUGUCGGAAUCACCGAACGCUGGAGGAGGGGCGGGGGACCGAAAACUAUUGGGGCUCAAGAACAGUGGGCAGACUGAACCCAGGAGCAUUGGUUGGGUUGAUCGAACAACGAAGAUGUUGACACCGGAGAGACCAAACACCAGAGUGACCGAACACUGACCUUGUAAUCUUUCGGAGCGAGGAGUCACAGGAGGGGGACGUGGGUCUGCAAUAAUAAUAAUAAUUAUAUGUCACUUAAUUGCUGGUUGAACGGGGCCCUCCCCAUUGUUUUUCAAUCUCGUGGCUUGUUUGACCAUACUUGUUACCAUGGUGAACGGCGAAGAGGGCUCAGGAAUCGGUUCAGAUGUCGCUCGGCCAGCUGAUGGUAGCCGCGGCCGGGAUUCGAUCUCGAGUUUCUACGUUUGGUAACACGGGAGCGUCCGCCGCUGCGCCACCGCCCCGCUCCGCUCCUGCGUGUGGGCUUGUGCGUGAACUCCAGCUCGGGUCGCUGUUUUGUUUUGGGAGCGGGGAAGUUGCGUUUUUGGGGAAUUUUUGUGAACACAUUGUGAGCCGCCCUUCCGCUGUCUGUGAAUGCGGUGGGCCGCGGGAGCAUUGUUCACCUGCGUUUUAAGGUGGGCGUGUGAAGCAAGGCAAAUAUUAGUUUUGUCUUAGCGCUAAUGCCUCCUGAAAUAAAGUUUUUUUAAAAGAGAGUUGAUAUAAACCACCGUUGCGAAGUUCUUUAAAAUAUUCGGAAACCCUAACGUGUGAGGAGCUGGGUGUAGCUUUGUCCUGUAACUGGCUGUACGUAACCGUUUUUGUAAAGGUAAAUAAAGCGUAGAGUGGGCAAUUGUUCCCGAACGUUUACACCCCGGUGUUCCACACCGCAGGCAAUCCCCGUUUCCCUGAGUGUGUAAAUACAGAAGGGUGUUUCUCACGAUGGCCUGUAUUGCUGUGUUAAUGCGUACAGCACACGCAUAGCCGUUUUUGUCAAUCCACUGCUGGAUGAGGGCCUCCCGACAAGUUUUUUGAAAGUGGACCGGCCCCUCUUUCCUUAACCCCCACCCCACCGAGCAACGUGGUGAAGUAUGGUCAAACAACCCCCAUAAUCGAAGCGGCGGGAGAAGUCUUUCAUCCAGCAGUGGAUUGACGAAGGGCUUCAUAUUCUUGGUUCUUUCGGUAAAGUCACCUAGAAGGGAAAUAAUAAAAUAAUAUUAAUAUAAAACAAUACAAAUUGUCACGACGUUUCGACUGCAACACAAGCAAUCGUCAUCAGGUGUGAAAUCCACAGCAAGAGAAUGUUCCCUUCUACGUGACUUUACCGAACGAACCAAGAAUAUGAAUCCCUGCAGUCACGAAAGCUUUAAAUAAAAAUUUUACGAAGGGCUGUUGAGUGAUACGAGUGUGCAAGUAUGAACAUUGCGGGCUGAUGGUCGAACGUUGUUAACUGUUGCCAAUUCCGAGCUUGGCCGCUGGGUGGCGCCGCGUGACCACUGGCCGUGAAACGGUGGAAGAAAUCCGUGUUCAGCCGACGACAUUGUCCUGUGCAAUGACGACAUUGCCCUGUGCAAUGACAACAUUGUCUUGUGCGGUGACAACUUCUGGUAGAUUUCCAUCUGCGAGGGAGUGUACGCGUCCAGCAGCAGCAGCAGUUCGUUUCUCAAUCCGCUGUUGGAUGAGAGCCUCCCCCAUGAGGGGGGGGGGGGGGUUAAGACCAUACUUCACCACCCGGGUCAUUGCGGACCGGGUGGUGAAGUAUAGACGUGGGAGCAUGGCAGCCCAGUCAAUUUGCUGCGCUUUUACCCUCUGCUGCCCGCAACGCGUCCCCGUAGAAAGACGUUGCAUUAUUUUAUUUUAUAACAGUGACGCAAUGGUCUAAUUUUAAAAGCACCGCUGGUAAAACAACCCCGGGGGAGUCGCAUGUCAAUGUUGUU
Messenger RNA from Lethenteron reissneri (Far Eastern brook lamprey), 6555 nucleotides. It is a transcript of the gene NRDE2, whose product is annotated as NRDE-2, necessary for RNA interference, domain containing. Gene Ontology annotation, biological process: regulatory ncRNA-mediated heterochromatin formation; negative regulation of RNA catabolic process. Gene Ontology annotation, cellular component: catalytic step 2 spliceosome. The record is from RefSeq and is a predicted model, not a curated record. NCBI's taxonomy places the organism in Eukaryota, Metazoa, Chordata, Hyperoartia, Petromyzontiformes, Petromyzontidae.